AGUUGCAAUCAUUGGUACAAAAGAAUAGAGUAGACAAAACCUAAGAGUAGUUUCCCGGCCAGACUGUUUCAACCAGCACACACGUUAUCACCAGAGGGAGGGUUACAGCAUUCAAUCUGUACAUCAGAAAAGAAGAGAUUGGGUAAGAUGAAUACAACCGAGGCCACUAGCACAGAUGAUUACAGUGGCGAUGACUACAAUGGCAGCCCCUGUAGCACUGGCACCAGUCUAACCCAAGGGUCCAACUACCAGCCCAUUCUCUUCUACCUGGUGUUCACCCUGGGUCUGACAGGCAACAGUCUGGUGCUCUGGGUCCUCCUCAAGUACAUGAAACUGAAGACAAUGACAGACAUCUGUCUGCUGAACCUAGCCCUAUCUGACCUGCUCCUCGCCCUCUCUCUGCCUCUCUGGGCCUACCACGCCCAGGGUCAUGAGUUUGAAGGGAACAGUCCGUGUAAGAUCAUGGCUGGUGUCUACCAGGUGGGCUUCUACAGCAGCAUCCUGUUUGUGACCCUGAUGAGUGUGGAUCGCUACCUGGCCAUCGUUCACGCCGUGGCCGCCAUGAGGGCCAGGACGCUGCGCUACGGAGCGCUGGCGAGCAUCAUCGUCUGGGUAGCCUCCAUCGGCGCUGCUCUCCCUGAAGCUAUCUUCGCAGCAGAAGUGUGGGAGGAUGACGAGGACAGUGGUUCAAGUUGCCAGCGGAUUUACCCAGAGAACACAGAGAAGACAUGGAAGUUGUUACGGAACUUUGGUGAAAACGGAGUGGGGCUCGUCCUAUGUCUGCCCAUAGUGGUCUUUUGUUACAUCAGUAUUCUCACUGUACUACAGAGGUUAAGGAACUCCAAAAAAGACAGGGCCAUGAAACUGAUAUUCGCCAUCGUGGGUGUGUUUGUAGUCUCCUGGGUCCCUUACAACAUUGUGGUUUUCCUCCAGACCCUUCAGAUGUUUGACAUUGGGAAUAGCUGUGAGGCUUCAACACAGCUUGAUAAAGCUAUGGAGGUGACAGAGACCAUAGCUCUGGCUCACUGCUGUGUCAACCCAGUCAUCUACGCUUUUGUAGGAGAGAAAUUCAGAAAGUGUUUGGGCACUGUGCUCUCUAGAUAUCCGCUGUGUAAGAAGCUCAGCAAACAUGCAAUGGUGAGCAGCAGAGGAUCAGAAAACGAGACUUCUAACACAGCUGUGUGAUUGUACUGCUGACAGACAAUACUUCCACUGCUGAAAACCUGUUUGACACAUUUUCAUUGAGCAGAAGACCAAUUUCUGUUCGUAUGGAAUAAUGAAGUAUUCUUCUGAACACAGACUUGCAUUUAAAUUAAGUGUAACUGUAUAAUAUUGAACUUUAAAUGUAUUUUGAUGAGCUCUGACUAUUUGUUUAAGGGUGAUGGGCUGUUUAUGUUUUGAUUACCCAUGCAUGUAUUUCAUGUACAGUACAGGCCUGCACAAAAGUUUGCUACAGCAUAAUAUCAACAUGUUUUGCAUAGAGAUUAUCUCAACUUUUAUUCUUAUUGUAUGCACACAUUUUUGUUAUAACAUUAAAACACAACCAGGGGCAGGGUUGUGGCCAGAGGACUGCUAUUGGAUGGCCAGUGGCUAUCUGGCUACUCAUUGGCUACAUUUUCUGGCCAAAUAUUAUUUGGGUAGAAUUUUGACCGUCCUGUGAAUGAGGACGUGUUUUGGUAUUAACUUGAACUUGGACUUCGAGGCAAGAAUUUUACCUUUUGGAUUAUUUUGAACUUUUGUUGGCUGAGUAGGUAUUUUUGUUCCUUUCUGGAGGGUUUUCUCAAUAAAUCAACCUGUGAAUUUUGUUGUGCUCAAACAUAUUUGUUCAGCAUUGUGUUGUCAUUUUAUGCUGCUGCUGUACACCCCUAUACUCCAGUUUGCUCCACAAUAUAUUUUAUUCAGUUGAAGAAGCUAAAUUCAAAGAUGAGACAGACAACAAUCCUGCUACAUCAGUAGGUUCAAAUCUUCUUUACAGUAGGUUUACUUAGUUGUUUUGAUCCAGAAAACUCACAUAUCAAUCUAGUCAUCAUGGAAUUUAUUUCAAUUGUUCAAAGACAGGAAUUAUAUCAGCAGUCACCAUAUUUAGACAAUUGAAUGCUAGCAAUGAUGCUAGAACUAAUGCAUCUCUCAGUCAUGACGCAAAAUGCGUUCAGUCUUCAGCUAACCACUUCGCAGUAAAGUUAGUUGCUUGAGCAGCUCUAUGAGUUUGCAUCAUCUACAGGAUAUCCUGCUUGGUGGUGAACAUGUCUGCAGCACAGAUCAAGCCUUUGGGAGAAGCGACACUCCUCUGUUCAAAUAAGAUAAUACAUUCAUGAUCUUAAAAAAGGUCUACAGUGUUCCAUAAACUAAACCUGCAGCAUGGAUUCCUCCAGCUUCAUGUAGUGGUCCAAGCAUCCAUGAUGCACAGGGAUGUGCAGGUACAAAUGCAUUCCGUUUGGAUUAAAAUCUGUUCUCAGCAUAGCAGUAAAGUUUGGCCACAUUUACCCCCACACCACCCCCACCAAAGACAUCUGUUGGAGAAAAUAAACUGCAGACGUAGGUUCCCUUAAUAACCCACCUUGUUACGAGUCCCUGCAGGCCCCAGAACUACUGUCACACCAGAGUGUAUAACCCUCAGACAGACAACUCAACCCAGAUUGACAGGGGAACACCACAACCAUUCCCUUCAGCUCUGUGAGUGUUGAGAAUGGGAAUUCAUCCAGUUACUCAUAUGAGAACUCAUCCAGUUAUGCAUAUGAGAACUCAUCCAGUUAUGCAUAUGAGAACUCAUCCAGUUAUGCAUAUGAGAACUCAUCCAGUUAUGCAUAUGGCACACAUUUUGCAGACGCAGUUGAAGUACCACAUAUGACUACAAUAACAAUGACGAUGGCAUUUGCAAGUACAAGGCACACGGAGCCAGCUUCCUGCCAGUGCUGUACUCUCUCUUCUUCACCCUGGGGUUUCUGGGGAACGUUCUGGUCCUGUGGGUCAUGCUGCUGGGGGUGAGACUACGUAGCAUGACCGACGUGUGUCACCUGAACCUGGACUUGGCUGACCUGCUCCUGGUCUGCUCCUUGCCUUUCUUGGCCCACCACGCUAGACACCAGUGGGUGUUUGGUGACAUCAUGUGCAAAGUGGUCCUCAGCACCUACCACGUUGGCUUCUACAGUGGCAUCUUCUUCAUCACCCUGAUGAGUGUGGACAGGUCCAUGCUGUUUACGCCAUGAGAGCCAGAACACGUAAGUAUGGGGCCAUCGCUGUCGUCGUGACCUGGCUGGCUCGAUUCCGGGCCUCGUUUCCUGAGGUUCUGUUUCUUAAAGUGGAGAAAAACAAUGAGAAAGAAAAUUGUCACCCUGUCUAUGAUGGACACUCUUGGGGAUUUUUUGCCCUUUUCAAAAUGAACACACUUGUUCUGCUAAUCCCCCUCGUCAUCAUAGGGUUCUGCUACACAGAUUGAUGGCCUGCUUUUUGGAGGAUGGAGUACUGAGCAGCCUUCUGACUCAUUCUCAUUGUGGUUGUGGUGUUUUUCUGCUGCUGGACUCCGUACAACAUGACGUCAUUUUUCAAGGCCUUGGAGUUAAGUGAGGUCUACUCAAGCUGUGAGAGUAGCAAAGCCAUCAGACUCACUCUACAGAUCAGAGGCCAUGGCCUACUCCCAUAGCUGCCUGAAUCCCAUCCUCUAUGUUUUUGUGGGGCAAAAGUUUAGAAGGCUGAUAAGACUGAUAUAAGUCAUAAGACUGAUAAAUAAGGCUCCCUGCAGGAUGUGUCAGUUCAUGAAGUACUACCUGCCCCGGGACUUCAGAGCCUCGAGGACAGGAUCUAUUUACUCACAGACCACCAGCGUGGAUGAGAGGUAUACUGCCGUGUGAACAGCAACUUAACUGUAAAGACAAAUACAUCUGACAUCACAUGUACUGUUCAUUCCAAAACAUAUGUAAAUACCAAAUCCAGUGUCAAAUACAAUCAUCUGAAAAUAAUAGGCUCUGAUCCAGGUGCAUGGCGAAGUCAGGAAAUUGUCACUCAACUCAGAGUUUCCCAUCAGGGCGUUGAUUUUUACAGAAAUCAACCCAAUCAUUAUACAUUUCACAAACCAUUUCAUUUCCCUUUGUAUAGCAUUUUGUCUAGUACCGUAUGUCUAUUUGAAGUUUUUGGCACAUUUUGCAAAGUUCUCUUUUAAAAUGUAUCUGCUAGCACACAUAUGUAAAUACAGUAAUACUUUUUUAAUUCUAUGUAAAUAAAUGCAUCACAGUAACUUCAUCCCCUCCUGCACGAGGCAAAUUAUUACAAUUAAAGUACUUCCAAGAUAAUGUAAUCAAGAUAUACUCAGUGACCUGGAUGUUUUCUCUAUGUUCCUAUGUGUCAGUGCUAGAGAAUAUGUGAAUGAUGGUGCCACCACAGACCAAUAUCGCUUACUUCUGUUAGCAACUUAUCUCACCACAAAGAGUGACACUGCUGGUGCCUUACAAAAUGUAAUCCUAUUGUGAUUCACUGCAGUAUUGUAACAUGUUUUAUAUUGAUCAUUAUAAUGGGGAUGCAGAAGACAUUCAGAUUAUAACACAUUUG
This is a messenger RNA of Oncorhynchus mykiss (rainbow trout), 4542 nucleotides long. Its product is annotated as C-C chemokine receptor type 4. Gene Ontology annotation, molecular function: C-C chemokine binding; C-C chemokine receptor activity. The record is from RefSeq and is a predicted model, not a curated record. Gene Ontology annotation, cellular component: external side of plasma membrane; membrane. Gene Ontology annotation, biological process: positive regulation of cytosolic calcium ion concentration; calcium-mediated signaling; immune response. Lineage: Eukaryota; Metazoa; Chordata; Actinopteri; Salmoniformes; Salmonidae.